Acipenser ruthenus (sterlet) is the source of this 3071-nucleotide messenger RNA. RefSeq names its product short stature homeobox protein-like. Gene Ontology annotation, molecular function: DNA-binding transcription factor activity, RNA polymerase II-specific; sequence-specific double-stranded DNA binding. Gene Ontology annotation, cellular component: nucleus. The coding region runs from base 128 to 982 and encodes 284 amino acids. Lineage: Eukaryota; Metazoa; Chordata; Actinopteri; Acipenseriformes; Acipenseridae. The transcript is spliced from 5 exons. Gene Ontology annotation, biological process: regulation of transcription by RNA polymerase II. The record is from RefSeq and is a predicted model, not a curated record.
AGACAUAACAGCAGGAGUGAUCUAACCUUCUACACCCCAAUAUACCGUGUCCAUACCCGAGCAAAGCACUGACAUUUCUGUUGUAAAUAAACAAGUGGAUCUCUGUGAUCGGGACCACGAGACAGCUAUGGAAGAACUUACAGCGUUCGUGUCCAAAUCGUUCGACCAGAAAACCAAGGAGAGCAGUAAGAAGGAGAGUAUCACGUACAGGGAAGUUUUGGAGAGUGGUUUAGCGCGAGCCAGGGAGCUGGGGAACUCAGAGACAAACCUUCAGGACAUAAGUGAAACCAGCAACCACUGCCCAGUACACCUUUUCAAAGAACACGUGGAGUUAGAAAAGGAAAAAAUGAAAGAGUUUAACGUAUCAAGGGCUUCUGAAGGAAUCUAUGAGUGCAAAGAAAAAAAAGAGGAAGUGAAAUCAGAAGACGAGGAUGGACAGAGCAAGCUGAAACAGAGACGGAGUAGGACCAAUUUUACUUUGGAACAGCUGAAUGAACUGGAGAGACUCUUUGAUGAGACGCACUAUCCAGACGCUUUCAUGCGAGAGGAGUUGAGUCAGAGACUGGGGCUGUCCGAAGCUCGUGUUCAGGUUUGGUUUCAAAACAGAAGAGCUAAAUGUCGAAAACAAGAAAAUCAAAUGCAUAAAGGUGUUAUUCUGGGGCCAGCAAAUCAUUUAGAUGCCUGCAGAGUUGCUCCUUAUGUGAAUAUGGGUGCAUUAAGGAUGCCUUUUCAACAGGUUCAAGCUCAGCUGCAGUUGGAAGGAGUUGCACAUGCCCAUCACCACCUCCACCCUCACCUCGCUGCUCACGCCCCUUACCUGAUGUUCCCUCCCCCGCCCUUUGGACUACCAAUCACCUCGCUCACUGAGUCAGCCUCUGCUGCAGCAGCUGUAGCUGCUGCCGCCAAGAGCAACAGCAAGAACUCCAGCAUUGCUGACCUCAGGCUCAAAGCAAGAAAACAUGCUGAGGCGCUGGGACUCUGACCUCCAGUCUUCUUUGUCGUCCUGAACUUUAAUAAUUGCUCCUCACGCGACUUUUUAACAAGACUUUAGCUGUGAAAAGGCCAGGACACAAAAAUACUCAACAUUGUCACAGAACCAGCUGCCAAAACACAACCAAUUCUUGAAAUGAUAAUUAAAAACCAAUGAAUUCCUGCUUCCUUCUUUACUUUGCAAAACAGACAAGAUCUUGGUGAAGGGAUACAAAGAUACAGCCUGUUGGAACUUCAGUAUUGUGGUCAAUUUACUUUUAAAGCCAGUGGAGCUUACAAAACAUCUGGGAUAUUGUCCUCAAACAGAAUAGGAAGGGUGCUUUUUGGUAAAAAAAAAAAAGUCAUUAACAUUUAUUAUCAGCAACCUGUUUGACUAAUUGAAGCUGAUGCCUUUGAUAUUCAGCCUUGCAAAAAUGACCCUCUCUUGCCCAGUGCAUGUUUAACUGAAACCGUUAACUCUUUGGGGCUGGCCUCCAUUGUACUAGAGAUGUUGCCAAUGUUAUUAUUUCACUGCCACAAUAACCGUCCACUGUUUGAAUCUACUACAAAGAGGCUGUUGAUUUAGUGGGGAGCAGUUAUAGCAAUCAAAUAUUAUCUCCAUUUAGCUUGAUUUUUUUUACAGCAUUGUUCAAUUUCAGCAUUUCUGCAGAUUCUACAGUGGCAAGAUCAAUAUAGUUGUUUCUCUUUGUUAAUUAACAAUGUUAUGACUUGGGAAUAAAGUGCCACUGCACUUCAUAUCAUGUUUCUAAUUGUUUACAAUCAGUGUUACAAGCAAAUGCUACUUACAAAAAAAAAAAAAAAAAGAAUAGAAAAACAGAAUGAGUUUAACUUGUAAACCCAUUCCUGUGUAAUAAAGGCAGUGGUGAUAUAUUUAAAAAGGACAAACAAGGGUAACUGCAACUAUAUAUAUAAAGCAUUUGUUUUUACUGAAAUGCAAUUAUGGGCAGUAACGUGCAAUACUGUAAAUAUUAUUAAAGUUUAGUAAGAUUAGUAGUAAAUUGUUAAACAAAAACAGCGAUUUUCAGUUUUUAGGCACUGAGAUCGGUAUGUUGCAUUUCCUUGCCAAACGAACAGCCAUUUUCUGACAGAUGUUAUGAUUUCAUAAGCAAUCAUCUGCCAUAACUCUUGAAGUUUGGUGGUAUUUAAACCAUAGUUUUGUACAAAUAAACAAUGAUAACUUGUUGGGGUAGACAGUGCCACUUUUUUAAUGUUAACAACAAAAGAAGGACUAGGAUCAAAAUAUACAUACAAUAUUAUUUGACAUCUGGUUGACAGAUGCAUUUGAAACCAUUUUGCCAUUCCUCAAAAUAAUAAAACCAAUUUAAUUUGUCUUUCUUUCUUUCUUUCUUUCUUUCUUUCUUUCUUUCUUUCUUUGUAUACAAAUCUGUUUUAAUAUUUGAAAACCUUAUUUAAGAAAUGCAAUGUGUAUUUUUUCAAGGGUAUAUGGUUUCAUUGUGCAUGACAAGCCAGAACUCCUUGGAAAUCCAAACAGAUUCCAAUGUGAAGACUGUAACAGUAAUGAUCCUAGUCUACCUCUAACAAUAUGUUAUUGUGAAACACAUUUCACAAGCCAUCUUAGCAACUGUUUUGCAUUGUCUUCAUUUUUUAUGAUAAAAUCCAUAGGUGCUUUUAUUUAUUCUUUUGUUUGAAAGUUUAUAAAUGAGGAAUAUUUUAAUUAUGAGUGUAAAUUUACGUUUCUUUGCAUUUAUUUUUUUAUAUAUAUAUUUUAAAUGUGAUUGCAGUUCAUUGUUUGCAUAAUAUGUAGUGUGUCUGAGUUUACAAACAUUUCAGGGAUGCUCCAAAAAUGUACAAUACUGCUCAAAUAUGUCUAUCUUUACUUUAGGCUCCACAACACUUGUUGUACCAAACAUUUUAUUUAGUUUUGUGAUUUUUAUGCAAGCAUGCUUAUACAUGGAUUCAUCUAACAGUUUAGUUUAAACGGUGUAUUUUGUUGAAUCACACAAUAUGAGUGUACAUCUUGUACAAGUAAACUAUUAAUAAAGUUAUAAGUAUUUGUACUGGAGUGCAAUUACAUAUUUUCUGUUAAUCUCAUUUCUAUGCUCCAGGUAGAUAAAGACUCU